Messenger RNA from Chaetomium globosum CBS 148.51, 2136 nucleotides. RefSeq lists its product as uncharacterized. Gene Ontology annotation, biological process: mRNA splicing, via spliceosome; generation of catalytic spliceosome for first transesterification step. NCBI's taxonomy places the organism in Eukaryota, Fungi, Ascomycota, Sordariomycetes, Sordariales, Chaetomiaceae. The record is from RefSeq and is a predicted model, not a curated record. The transcript has a single exon. The coding region runs from base 1 to 2136 and encodes 711 amino acids. Gene Ontology annotation, cellular component: post-mRNA release spliceosomal complex; U2-type catalytic step 2 spliceosome; Prp19 complex. Gene Ontology annotation, molecular function: protein binding.
AUGCCUAGGAUAUGGGAGAUGUAUCUCAAGUUCCUGAUGCAGCAACCCCUCGUGACCUCCACCCGACACGCCUUCGACCGGGCACUCCGGGCGCUCCCCAUCACCCAACACAACAGAAUAUGGGCGCUGUACCGGCCAUUCGCAAAUUCGGCCGAGGGAAUGACGGCCGUCAAGGUCUGGCGGCGGUACAUGCAGGUCCACCCCGAGGAUGCCGAGGAUUUUAUCGAGCUGCUAGUUCAUACCGGGCUUUACACCGAGGCCGUCAACAAGUACACAGACAUCCUCAACAACCCGCGGUUCCAAAGCAAAAACGCAAAGGGACACUACGAGAUAUGGAGUGAGAUGGUCGACCUGCUGGUUGAGCAUGCGGUCGACAUAGACACGGGUCAUGAAGCAGACAUCGACGUGGAAGGUAUCAUCCGGAGCGGAAUCGAACGAUUUGGCGACCAAAGAGGGAAGCUGUGGUGUGGCCUGGCGACCUACUGGAUCCGGCGAGGCGAUUUCGAACAAGCGAGAGAUGUGUUUGAGGAGGGUAUCACUACGGUCAUGACGGUGCGAGAUUUUACGCUCGUGUUCGACUCGUACACCGAGUUUGAAGAAUCCAUCAUUGGUGCAUUAAUGGAGGUUGCUUCCAAACGAGCCGAAAAGGGCGUGGUGGACGAAGGGGCCGACUUCGAUCUCGACAUCCGCAUGAUGCGCUUCGAGCACCUCAUGGACCGCCGGCCCUUCCUCCUGAACGACGUGCUGCUCCGACAGAACCCCAACAGUGUCACCGAGUGGGAGAAGCGUGUUGCGCUAUGGGGUGAGAACAAGCAAGAGGUGGUACAGACGUACACCGACGCCAUUGCCGCCAUCCAGCCGAAGAAAGCGGUCGGCGCAUUCCACCAGCUAUGGGCCAACUAUGCCAAGUUCUACGAGAAGGGAGGAGAUUUGCGGAAUGCGCGGGUCAUUAUGGAGAAGGCAACUAAGGUCCCGUUCAAAUCAGUAGCGGAGCUCGCCGACAUGUGGAUCGAAUGGGCCGAGAUGGAGCUGCGAAAUGAGAAUUUCGACGAGGCCGUCAAGAUCAUGGCCAAGGCGACUCAAGCGCCUAAGAGGUCGACGGUAGACUAUUUCGACGAGACGCUAUCGCCACAACAACGUGUGCACAAGAGCUGGAAGCUGUGGAGCUUUUACGUUGACCUUGUGGAGAGCGUAAGCUCCCUCGACGAGACCAAGAAGGUCUACGAGAGGAUAUUUGAGCUCCGGAUUGCGACACCACAAACUGUCGUAAAUUAUGCCAACCUCCUCGAAGAGCACAAAUACUUUGAAGAAUCGUUCAAGAUCUACGAGCGCGGCCUCGAUCUCUUCAGCUACCCGGUUGCUUUUGAGCUAUGGAAUCUCUACCUCACCAAAGCGGUAGAUCGCAAGAUCGGCAUUGAGCGGCUACGAGAUCUAUUUGAGCAGGCCGUCCUGGACUGCCCGCCCAAAUUCGCCAAAGUCAUCUACCUCAUGUACGGCAAUCUUGAGGAGGAGCGCGGACUGGCGCGGCACGCCAUGCGCAUCUACGAGCGCGCUACGCGGGCGGUAUCGGACGAGGACCGGGCGGACAUGUUCAACUUCUACAUCACCAAGUCGGCCUCCAACUUCGGUCUACCGUCGACCCGCCCCAUCUACGAGCGCGCCAUCGCGACGCUGCCGGAUAACGAGGCGCGCGACAUGUGCUUGAAGUUUGCCGACAUGGAGAAGAGGCUUGGCGAAAUCGACCGCGCCAGGGCCAUCUACGGACACGCGUCACAGUUCUGCGACCCGCGGACGAAUCCGGAUUUCUGGACCAAGUGGGAGCAGUUCGAGGUGCAGCACGGCAACGAAGACACGUUCAAGGAGAUGCUGCGCAUCAAGCGCAGCGUCCAGGCGCAGUACAACACCGAUGUUAACUUCAUCGCGUCGCAGGCGCUUGCUAAGAGCCAGCUGCAGAGGCAAGACGGCGAGGGGGAGGUCGACGAGGAGGUCGCGGACGCGAUGGAGCAGCUAGAGAGGCAGGCCCGCGCGCCGGCCGGGUUUGUGGCGGCGUCCGAGGGGCUCAAGGGGAAUGUAACCAGCCAAGCGGUCGAGGUGUCGAACCCUGACGCCAUCGAUCUUGACGAUAUGGACGAAUGA